AUGAAAUUUCUAACUGAAUAUUUCGAUGAAACAGUCCAAGUUGCUCAGCAUGCCAAGGAGGCGCUGGAACUGUCAAAAAUGCAGGAGGUGACCAAACAGCAAGAGUUGAUGGUGAACAUGAAGGCGUAUGAGGCGGAGAUAGAGAGAGGCAAGGUGCAACAGAAACAGGUGGAUGCUGAAGAGAGACGGAAGACUCUGCAGGAGGAGACCCGCCAACAUCAGGCGAGAGCUCAGUAUCAAGACCAGUUGUCACGAAAGAGGUAUGAAGACCAACUGCUUCAGCAGCAGAAGAUUAAUGACGAGAAUCUGAGAAGGCAGGAGGAGUCAGUUGCUAAGCAAGAAGCCAUGAGAAAAGCAACUGUUGAACAUGAAAUGCAACUGCGCGCCAAUUUGGAGAUGAAAAAGAUUCAGGCGGAGAUGGAGGCGAAAGCCAAAGCCGACCGGGAGAACAGAGACAUCAAUUUGGAGCAGAUUCGGCUGAAAGCGGUCGAAAAUAGGGCCACCAUUUUGGAAUCUAUCAAGACUGCGGGGUCGGUGAUCGGGGCUGGAGUGCAGUCGCUGCUGACUGACUGGGACAAGAUGAUGGUGGCGGCGGGAGGGCUGUCACUGCUCGCCCUGGGCGUCUACUCGGCCAAGGGUGUCACCGGCGUCACGGCGCGCUAUGUCGAGGCACGACUUGGAAAGCCGUCUCUGGUGAGGGAAACGUCCAGGUUCUCGUUGUUGGAUAGUGUUCAACACCCAAUAAAAACAGUGAAAAAGCUGGUGAAUAAGCCGAGCGAUGCAUUGGCCGAUGUCAUCUUGGCUCCCGAAUUAGAGGAAAGAUUGAGUCCGCUAGUGUCUGGUCACGCCGCACAAGCGCUAGCGGCAGUUACGUCAAAGAUGGCUGCCUCCACUGGAAUGCUAGUGCGAGUCUGGGAAGUAAUCGACUAUCGAUGGGAUGCAGGAUAA
Molecule: messenger RNA, 948 nt
Organism: Nilaparvata lugens (brown planthopper)
Lineage: Eukaryota; Metazoa; Arthropoda; Insecta; Hemiptera; Delphacidae
Product: ATPase family AAA domain-containing protein 3A homolog
Exons: 7
Coding region: 1-948 (315 amino acids)
Biological process (GO): mitochondrion organization
Cellular component (GO): mitochondrion
Molecular function (GO): zinc ion binding
Source: RefSeq, a predicted model, not a curated record